This is a messenger RNA of Cyprinodon tularosa, 2651 nucleotides long. RefSeq names its product retinal outer segment membrane protein 1b (gene rom1b). Gene Ontology annotation, biological process: visual perception. Gene Ontology annotation, cellular component: membrane. The transcript is spliced from 5 exons. The record is from RefSeq and is a predicted model, not a curated record. Bases 600 to 1685 code for a protein of 361 amino acids. Lineage: Eukaryota; Metazoa; Chordata; Actinopteri; Cyprinodontiformes; Cyprinodontidae.
GCUCCAAACUCACCACUUUGCCCAGUCUCUUUCUCCUCCAACCAUGGCUGCAGCGGUUUAGGGGGGCGCCGCACCUGCACAGACCCAGAGGGGCGCCAUCAAGAGACAACAACACAUCGCAAGGAAGAAAGGUGGUUUCAGCUUGAAGGAAGGGGUGAAGACGACCUUGUGAAAGACCUUUAAAAAAAAAACAGUAGACUCUUGGAACAGAUUAUCUCCUUCAUUUAUAAUUCAUUUUAAACCUUUUUUUCCCCUCUUAAAUUUGCUGUUGAGGCCUCUGCACCAAUUUGGAUUACAAGGAAGUUUUUUCGGCACGAUUUCUCCAACCAAGUGAAAGAAUUUGGAUUAUCCUCUGAGGUCAACUGCAUCCUUCACCAUCUCAAGGAUCUACCUGCUUAUCCUCUCCACCUGGAACAACUUAGAUGAGCUCAACCUGCUUAUAACUCACCAAACAACAAGGCCUCCAGCAUUAACUGAAUAUUCCAGCUGCACAGUUUGUCAACUCUCUCUCUUAAACUCAGCUUUUCAUCACAUCUGGAUACACUACUUGUCUCAUUGUAUUCCCUUUCAUUACACUGAUCGUUGCAUGGUAGUGAGCCAUGGCAGUGCUGAAGAUUAAGUUCACCCAGCAGAGGCGGGUGCGACUUGCCCAGGGACUCUGGCUGCUCUCCUGGCUAGCAGUGACGUGUGGGGCCUUCAUUUUUUCCCUGGGGGUUUAUAUCAAGAUAGAGCUGCUUCGUAGAGAUGAGGUGAUGGAGAACAAAGAGAUCCAUUGUGUACCCAACCUCCUAAUGAUGGUGGGUCUGGCCUCCAUCGGCGCCAACUGGGUUGCCAGUCGAGUGUGUCAGGACUCCCUGGAUGCCAGCCGCUUCCCGCGCUGGAAGGUGCUGUUGCUGCUCUGGUUUGCCGUGGCUGCGCUGCUGUGCUGCCUGCUUCUUACUGUGGUGAUCCUCAGUUAUGCCCUACAGGGGCGGCUGGAAGAGUCGCUGAAGGUUGGGCUGAGGAAUGGCAUCCGGUUCUACAAGGACACGGACGUCCCUGGCCGCUGCUUUCAAAAGGAGACUUUUGAUCGCCUCCAGAUGGAGUUUCGCUGCUGCGGAAACAACAACUUCAAGGACUGGUUCGAGGUUCAGUGGGUCAGCAACCGAUACCUGGAUUUCACUUCCCAGGAAGUAAAGGAUCGUAUCCGGAGUAAUGUGGAUGGUCGUUACCUGUUGGAUGGCGUUCCUUUUAGCUGCUGCAACCCGGCCUCCCCGCGUCCUUGCCUGCAGCGACACCUGACAGAUAGCAGGGCCCACUACAACUACGAAUACCAAUCAGAGGAGCUCAACCUGUACAGCCGUGGCUGCAGACAGGCCUUGACUGACUACUACAUGAGUUUGAUGAACUCAACCGGUCCUGGCGUUCUGUCAGUCAUCCUAAUCCAGAUCUCUGUGCUCCUGAGCAUGCGCUACCUGCAGACAGCUGUGGAAGGGGCCAUGGCUCUAGAGUCACCAGAGGGUGAAAGUGAGGGCUACAUCCUGGAGAAGGGCGUGAAGGAAACCUACGCCGACAUCAAAGCAAAGGCUCUCGAUCUCCUAAAAUUCGCCCAAGUUGAUCCAGCUUCAGAUGGUGAAGGGGGUGAGGAGGGGGAAAAAGAAGCUGAUGCUACGGAAAAAGCCGCCACUCCAACUCCAUCCAGCUAGAACAGGCAAAAAAAGAAAUCAAAGUGAGAUAAGAAGGAAGAGAGGGAGGGUGUGUGUCAAUGUUUUCUCUAUUUAUUUCCAUUUUUGGUUGUGUGACUUGGGUGGAAGCAGGAAGGACACCUGUUUUAAAACAGGCUGGAUUUGUGAUCCAUCUUUAAAGCAGCUGCAGCUCCCAUGAACAUGACCAGAACACAUAGGCACAAAGAAACAGAAACAAACAAAACAAAACACUGUGCAGGACUCCACGAACCAUCAGAGAAUCCGUGCAGGAAGUUGUGUAGUUCUUUUUCUUUUUUCUUUUUUUUAGAAGAGAUUCAAAUUUUAUUCAGGUGUAGCAUAAGCAUGGAAAAAAAUAUCUGACAUGAUUUCAGGAAAAUUUGGGAAAGUUACUCUCUUAAAACUCAGGUUUAUCCCAUGUGCAUUGUAUUAUUCAUCUCUCCGCUGUAGAGUUUGUACCGCUCUGCAAUGAAAUGCUUAGGACCCUGUUAAACUGGCACAAGAAUAUUAUAUUAAAGGUAGAAGUUUUUAACUGCUUUGUAGUGUCUGCUUCCUUUUGUACAUGUAAAACAACUGAGGUGUUAUGGGUUAUAUCAGUUCAGCAGCCAUAGGUGGAUUAAGUGUGAGUGCGUGAUUAUAUUGUAUGUGUGAGUGUGAUGGCCUAUAUGAAGCUGUUAUCGCAUCUAUUCUGGCUGCCCUGAAACAAUCUGAUAAUCCCAGCGUUGUUAAUCUCAGAAGUGCUGUACAAGCGGUAACCAACAAUCCCCCUGGCAGCACGCAGGAACGCACACCUUUACACAGAGGCUGCUGGAGCACACCAAUGAAAUGUGUUGGGAUGUUAUUUCAGAAACUUGAUAUGGGCUUUAAAAGGCUUUUUCAUCCGAACGUAUCGCAGUGGUUUGUCCUAUAGCUGCAGGUUUACCCCAUGUGUGCACAAUCUUCUGAAAUAAAAUUUAUAUCACAGAAUAA